Molecule: messenger RNA, 1758 nt
Organism: Oncorhynchus kisutch (coho salmon)
Lineage: Eukaryota; Metazoa; Chordata; Actinopteri; Salmoniformes; Salmonidae
Product: fibroblast growth factor 10-like
Exons: 3
Coding region: 575-1366 (263 amino acids)
Molecular function (GO): growth factor activity
Source: RefSeq, a predicted model, not a curated record
GGAGGAUUUCACACUCAAAUGUAUUUGACCUUCUUUGUGAAAUCUGGAAAUCUGUGGAGGGUAUCUGGCAGCAAUGAGCUGUUGAAUGUUUGAGACUUGAGGGAUGGACCUGGAGAAAGUGUUAUAGCAGAGCGGUCCUACAUCAGUGGACCUUUCAUUACUGGAGUAAUCAUCUGAGGAACUCUGGUUUGGAAUUAAACUCAGUGGGACAUAGGACGUCUGCUUGAUUUGUCAUUGGAAUUCACUGACAGUUUAUGCACUGGUAAAAAAAUACGGUGGGUGUUUUUGUUUUUAUUUAUCUACCUGGACAUCUGUAUGGGAAGAAAUGUGAAAGAGAGGACUCUCAGAUUGGUCAUUGGAAUUCAUUGACUUUCAGUACAGUAACUGCUCUAGCUACCAAAAAAACAGGAGGAACAGAAGGACAUCUCUUUUUGUGUAGAGACCUGGUAGAAAAGGUAUCAGAUAGCCUCAUUUCCCAGGAGGGCUCCCCUCCCUGCCCUCCUAGCCUCCCCUGUCCCCAGCAGCAUGUCCCAGGCUGUGAGGCUGAUUCCAGUCCUCCCCAAACCACUCUACCAUGAGCACAUGGGCUGCUGGAGGGAGUAAGGCUGCCUCUGCCUGGUCCACCUCUGGGUCUUGGUUUAGGUCUGGCUCUGGGUCCAGGUUUAGGUCUGGUUCUGGGUCUGGGCUAAGGUCUGGCUCCAGCUCCAUCUCUGGGUCCUCCUUUUCCAGCCUGUCACUGUCUCUGCUGCUAGCACUGCUGCUCUCCCUUUCUGUCCCUUUGGUUGUCUGUCAUCAACCUCUCUACAAAGGCAGGAACCAGCCCCACAGCCCCAACAGCACUCUUAGUGCCCCGGUGAACAGUUCCCUGGCUGGGUCCAGGAUUGGAGGAACUGGGCAGACUGGGGAUCCCUUAGGAAGGACAGGGGGUCCACUUGGGAGGCAUGUACGCAGCUACAACCACCUGCAGGGAGAUGUGCGGCGGAGAAAGCUCUUCUCCUUCCAGAAGUUCUUCCUGCGGAUCGAUAAGUAUGGCAGAGUCAACGGGACCAAGAGCAAAGAUGACCCACUCAGUAUUCUGGAGAUCACAUCAGUGGAUGUGGGCGUGGUGGCUAUCAAAGGACUGGGCAGUAACUACUACCUGGCUAUCAGCACCAAGGGAGAGCUGUAUGGAGCGAAAGAGUUUGGCAUUGACUGCACACUGAAGGAACGUAUUGAAGAGAACGGCUAUAACACCUACGCCUCAGCCGAGUGGAGGAACAAGAAGAGACAGAUGUUUGUGGGCCUGAGUGUCCACGGGAGGCCACUGAGAGGGAAGAAAACACGGAGGAGGAAUACGGCCACACACUUCCUCCCCAUCAUGGUGUGAUGAUGAUGAGGAGCUUUUUACUGGACUAGACCCUGUCGGAGAGCUAAUUCAGCACUGAACAAUCUUUCAACUAAGGAUAAGAAAGGAAUCUGGACAGAGAGCAUCUAAAAUACAUAUUUUGUCUAAGGAAGUUACUUAACUGCGCAGAUGCUGCCUCCCACUGGGCACGACGUCAAUUCAACGUCUAUUCCACGUUGGUUCAAUGUGAUUUCAUUGAAAUUACAUGGAGCUACGUUGAUUCAACCAGCUGUGCCCAGUGGGGCUGCUUCUGACUUUGCUUGAGAUGGUUUAUUGUUUUGGGGGAUGGACAGUGUUUUCUGUGGCACAUGGCGAAAUAUAAACUCUAUUCUGUGCCAAAUCAUUGGAAGGAGGUGGACUGAAGGAGGACGUGA